UUGUUUACUUGAAUUUUGGGAAUCUUCGUAUUUUCCCCUUUGUUUCGAUCUUUUUUAUUUGCUUGUUUUAUGAAAGGGACAGCUCAUCUGAUUCGAUUUGGAAUUGGGAAGUACUGGGGCUUCUGCUUUCAGCUACUUUUUUUUUUUUUUUUGGGUUCUGCAUUUGGAUGCUUCUUUGGCUGCAAAUUUCGUCUUCUCCGAGCCUUGGCUCAAGGGCUAUGGAAGUUGUCACUUUCUGUAGCUUGCGAGGUGGGGCAGGAACUGUUCUGUUUGUUUGUUUGUUUAGCCUUCCUUGCUAGACUUGGAGCAAAAAAUGUUUGGUGUUGAGAAAUUAAGGAUUGUGGAGUGGGAAAUGGAAAAGCACGAGAGGGAGAUGAACUUGCUGUUUCGCUAAUACAUAGUGAAUCAAUCUGAAGGACGGAGGUAGGCCAUUGCCGAAAUUUGGGGAAUGGGAUGUUAAUGAUCCUGCUUCAGCAGAAGGAUUUACUGUGAUCUUUAACAAGGCCAGGGAUGAGAAGAAAACCGGUGGCAAACCAGAGUCGCCAGGAAAGGGCGAUUCUCAUACUAAGGGGCCAAUGGAGCAUGGAAAGCCUCCUGCUAAGAAAUGGUUCUGCUGCAUCCAAAGUUCAGCAGCAGAAGCUUGACAAAUUUCUUGGCUGCAGAGGAAGAAGUUGCUUCAUGUAACUGUUAUGUCAUCCCACCAUAUAAAUGUUUUCUUCAAGAAGAUGAUAGGGGAGCUGUAGAGCGGGUCAUGAAUCCUCCUGGAGUUCGUUGUUCUUUUUUCUUUCUUUUGGGUGUUGUGAAAACUGCGGUUUUUGGUGGAGGCAAAAAGGAAAAUAUGAUUUGAAAUACCAAGGUCAUUUGUAUCUUGUAAAGAUGCAGUUUAUAUAUAUGGUCAUCUAAUCUGUUCUCUCCCAUUUUCUCAUGUUACGAGCUUGUAGAGAGCUUUUGUGAUAUCUGCCCCUCUGAAUUCGUUCUACUGUACUGGUCAAUUGGUUUUCUUUCGCAAUAUAUAACCUCAUUCUUUCCAGGUUUCACUUUUAGCAUCACCUGAACAGUGUGGACUUGUUCAAAUUCAAGCAGGUUUCUAU
Molecule: messenger RNA, 1091 nt
Organism: Linum tenue
Lineage: Eukaryota; Viridiplantae; Streptophyta; Magnoliopsida; Malpighiales; Linaceae
Source: the annotation of a GenBank genome assembly